AUGUCCUACAAACGCAAGAAAAGCCUCCUAAUCGGGAUCAACUACGUCGGUAGCCGCCACGAGCUGCGAGGCUGCCAUUCAGAUGUCGAUAACAUGGCCGAAUUUCUUUCCUACAGAGGCUACAGCAACGCCCAUCGGGACCGCGUCAUUCUUACCGAUCGACCUGAAGUCCCCUACGACGCACCCUACUACCCUACAGGCCACAAUAUCUUAGCAGCAAUGGACUGGCUAGUGUCAGAGCCCGGUUGCACCUUGUUCUUACACUACUCCGGCCAUGGCGGACAGAUCAGAGAUGUGGACGGAAACCGCAGUACCGGAAUCGACGACUCCAUUGUCCCUGUUGAUUUCGAAUCUCGCGGCCAAAUUUCAAGUACACUGUUGCACGAACAUCUCGUAACAUACAUGGCGCCUGGGUGCACCCUCUUCAUCAUCAUGGAUUGCUGCCACUCUGGCUCCGCUGUUGAGCUUCCCUUUGUCUAUCGCUCUGACAGCGAUGGGCAAAUCAGCCUCAUGGACAACCUGAAGGCUGGCGCACAGCUGGUUGGUGAAGCGCGAAAUAUCAUUUCGGGUGGCUUUUCGUACCAGAAGGUCGGAGAGGCGCAGAAACUUCUUGCAGGCGCGAGCAGCUUUUUCAAGGGACUGAAACAUAUGGGCGAGCAGGACGAAGAGGGACUGGCGGAGGGGGAGUUUGCGGGGCAGUAUGGGAGUGAGCAGAAAAUGGUUACCAUGUUUUCAGGAUGCAGAGAUGACCAGACAAGCGCAGAUGCAAGCAUCCAAGGCGAAGCAACCGGCGCAAUGACAUGGGCAUUCUUGGAGACAAUGAAGCGUGCUGAAAACCCUUCGUACGCAGAGGCUUUGCAAUUGACGAGAAGAAUGCUGGAUGAGAGUAAAUAUACACAAAUUCCGCAGUUGAGUGCCGGGCUCGAUAUUGAUCUGGAUCAUAUGGCGUUAGUGCUCUGA
This is a messenger RNA of Cucurbitaria berberidis CBS 394.84, 960 nucleotides long. RefSeq names its product peptidase C14. Lineage: Eukaryota; Fungi; Ascomycota; Dothideomycetes; Pleosporales; Cucurbitariaceae. The record is from RefSeq and is a predicted model, not a curated record. Gene Ontology annotation, biological process: proteolysis. The coding region runs from base 1 to 960 and encodes 319 amino acids. The transcript is spliced from 3 exons. Gene Ontology annotation, molecular function: cysteine-type endopeptidase activity.